GUUAGAUCGAGCGUUGAAACUUGUAAACAUCUAGCACUUACUUGGCUACACUCGGCGCGACAAGCUCGGACCCGUGCUCAUCAAGCAGUCAAGCUUCUGAAAGCUUUGAAGGUUGAUUGUAGGUCGGUCGCGUAAUCCCUUGACAUGUUUCAGCCUCAGUAUCUCGUACUUAGGUGCGGUACUGCCGAGACCGGCAGAACUGUGCGCACCUGGGCUUGGAUAUGAUUGGAUCAAGAUUCAAGAUCACUGGCAGAGUAGAAUCCCGAUGAGCACCCAAAGAAUCGACCACUGGGAGCUUUUGAGCUCUGUCGCAGUGUUCUUCCUGUACUUGUCAUGGCAAUUUUCAUCCAGCAAGACUUUUUGCAAGCCUAAAAUGCCUCUCCGUACCAGUGGUGCCGGCAGCUGUACAUACUCGCUUCAAGUACGACUCCACGAGACUGGUCAGACUACGCACAAAUUAGCAUUGAGAAGAAAUCUGCUUGGAUGGACAUGGGUGUAAACAAACCAAUUACCGAGGCGCGUAUCGCUCAAUCACAGUGUCCAGGCUGGAGCAUUUGAGCCCUACGACGGUGGUUUCUGGUCCCGCCCGAGUCAGAUACUCCUCGGACAUCGGAUGGCGAGGGUGAUAGAUCACACAGUCGAAACGCGCCCGCGUUUCACGCCAAGGUCAUAUUUAUCAUUCACGUAAUGAAUUUAUUCUUUACGGCUACAUGCUCCAGACCACGGACUAGCCAUCGGUUACAAUUUUGAU
Messenger RNA from Suillus clintonianus, 751 nucleotides. RefSeq lists its product as uncharacterized. The transcript has a single exon. Lineage: Eukaryota; Fungi; Basidiomycota; Agaricomycetes; Boletales; Suillaceae. The record is from RefSeq and is a predicted model, not a curated record. The coding region runs from base 266 to 499 and encodes 77 amino acids.